AUGUUUGUCUUUUUACUCUCGUUUACUCUAUCUACAGUAGAAGAGGAUAUUGAAAUGUAUGCUAAUACAGAAUUUGAUCCCCCUCUGCAUCUUGGAAGUAAAUUAUCAAAUCGAAAAGCUCUUGGUGAUACUAUUGAUGUAGAUGCAAUUCAAAAAAUCCUUUCAAGUAGAAGAAUACCAGUAACUGAAUCUGACUUAUUUACAAGAAAGCCUUUCAGAUUAAUCUUUGAUUAUGAUGAUGCUGUCUCCGGAGCCGACAAUUUUCAAUGUAAAUAUGUUGGCCAAGAAAUAGCAUGGUCAUUAAAUCCUCAAUAUACCUGCAAAGAAGAAGAUAUACUUACAGAUCAGAAAAGAGAAUCUCUUAUUCAAACUCUUAAAAACGUCGAAAAAUUUAUUUCGAAAUUCCUUAAAAUAAGGCAUUCUAAGAUGACUCUUACACCAUAUUUUUAUGGUGUAGAUAACUAUUUCAACCCACCAAAGAAAGAAUUCGAUGUUGAUCACUAUGUUGUGGUCUCUGUUCGCUCAUUUUCAGGAUUUACCAUUGCCGGAUCAUUAGUUACAGCUCAUGAUAACAAAACCCUUCGUCCUUUACAGUCCUCUAUCUUUAUAAAUCCAAGAUAUAUCCCAUCUGUACCUCAAGACUUCGAUUCUAUCCCUCGUAACUACUUCAACACCCUCUUCCAUGAGUGUAUGCACUCACUUGGAUUGAUAAAUGAUGAUUACUACCUUUGGUUUGACAAAAGAACAGGAAAAACUUAUGAUGCAAAGUCUUUCAUUAACUAUUUCCAUGUUGAUAAGUACAAUAAGACAUUCCUUCAAUUGUGCUCUCCGAAAGCUACAGAAGUUGCCCAGAAACUUCUAAAAAGAAAAACGAAUUGGGCUGGUAUCAAACAAUGCUUAGAAAUGGAAGAUAACGGUGGUCCAGGAACAAUAUACUCCCAUCCGAAGGCUACAAUCUUCAGACAGGACCUCAUGACAGGAACUGCUCCAAUUGAUGGAAAAUUAUCACCAGUUCUAUGCGCAUUAAUGGAUGACAUUGGCUUCUAUACAGUUAACUGGAAUGUCUGUGAAAGACUGUCAUGGAUUGACUCCUAUUUUUACACAGAUAAAGAAAUUCAUAAAAUGUCUGAGAAGCCAGCAAGAAGCGCGUUCCCUGCUUCGCAUUAUUACAAGCCAAACUCUUCAUUCCUUGCACACGAUUUACGAGGAUACACUGCUUGGGUCGAUAUUAAGAAAUACGACACAGAAAAGGACGAAAAGGAUAUUGUAAGGUACAAAGAUCUUUAUAUCCCAGAGGACAAAAUAAUUGGAAGUACAGCUACAUAUGAUUACUCUUUAAUUAAGAAUCCGAAAAUUACAUGUUUGAAGAACCAAUGGGCCAUGGCAGUCUACAAUGGAACAGGCGUUAUGGGAAUGUGCUCGGAGUCAUCGCUAGGCAAAAAUGGCGUGUUUACAUUUAAAGAUUUGAACGGAACUACUCAUACAUGUAAGAAAUCACAAGAAGUUAAGGUCGGAGACUAUAUUUAUUACUGUCCAGAUACAGAUCUCAUCAAGAAAGUUAUUGAUUUCCAAAAGAAACUUGGAGCUCCAUUCAGAGGCAAUCUUAUGAUGGGAGAUAAGAUUUUCAUCAUUGUCGUAUCUUGUGUCUUAGUUACAUUAAUUAUUGUUGCUAUGGUUUUCGCUUAUUGCAUCUACAUGAAGAAGAAUAAGACAAAUCCAUCAGCAAUUUUAGAGCUUUCUGAUAACAAGGCACCUCUUGUAUAA
This is a messenger RNA of Trichomonas vaginalis G3, 1764 nucleotides long. Its product is annotated as regulation of choline O-acetyltransferase protein. The record is from RefSeq and is a predicted model, not a curated record. The transcript has a single exon. Gene Ontology annotation, cellular component: membrane; cytoplasm. Gene Ontology annotation, molecular function: metalloendopeptidase activity. Gene Ontology annotation, biological process: cell adhesion; proteolysis. Lineage: Eukaryota; Parabasalia; Trichomonadida; Trichomonadidae. Bases 1 to 1764 code for a protein of 587 amino acids.